Molecule: messenger RNA, 249 nt
Organism: Protopolystoma xenopodis
Lineage: Eukaryota; Metazoa; Platyhelminthes; Monogenea; Polystomatidea; Polystomatidae
Source: the annotation of a GenBank genome assembly
AUGUCCUCCUGGGAUCCGAUUCCACAGGACAUCAAACUGCAUGGACGCCUCACACUACGCUUCCAUCCCUAUUUUUUCAAUGUCGGCAUCAAUGAACAGCAGACGCUUGCGGAGAACCUCCAGAUUCGGCUCAUGGGCAUGACAGUUCCACUAGGUGGCGUGGCUUUGGUGCUAUCGAAAUCUCGCCUUGCAGUCAGAAAUGGCCUCACUAAUUUCGUAUCUGUGAUGCUGACUCUUUUCAGAAGCUAA